This is a messenger RNA of Ceratitis capitata (Mediterranean fruit fly), 888 nucleotides long. RefSeq names its product lipopolysaccharide-induced tumor necrosis factor-alpha factor homolog. Bases 267 to 686 code for a protein of 139 amino acids. NCBI's taxonomy places the organism in Eukaryota, Metazoa, Arthropoda, Insecta, Diptera, Tephritidae. Gene Ontology annotation, molecular function: zinc ion binding. The transcript has 3 exons. The record is from RefSeq and is a predicted model, not a curated record.
ACUUGUGUCGGCCGAAAUCGGAAAACGUUUAGCGUACGUGAACGCUCCGCAGUAUGAUAAAUGAGUGCAAUAGUAGCGGCGCGUCACACCUGCCAAAGGCGGAACGCAAUUAGUUUCGGCAAAGUGUUGAGAGCACACAAAACGGAGUUAAAAAAAAUAAAAAAAUAAAUUAAAUUAAAUUAAUAAAAACACAAAACGCAAGCAUAGUGAAUAAAUAUUUACAUUCCAAACCGUUUUUUUUUUUUACUAAUAUUUAUUCUGUGAAUAUGGAUAGCAAAUCAACUACACCACCACGCAUCUACCCAUCAGCGCCGCUCGAGCAACCAGUGUCGCCCAAUGAGCAGCAGCAGUCUUUAUUGCCACCCGCACCGCCUACUUAUGCGCAGGCAACAGGUGGUGCCGCACCCACAACGCCGAGUACAUCACAUGUUGUUGUAAUUACACCUGGUGCGCCGGUGUUAUACGGUCCAGUGCCGGUGGAUAUACAAUGUCCUUACUGCCACAACUACACACGCACUCGCUUGCGCUUCAGACCGACUUCGCGUACACAUUUGAUUGCACUGUUGCUGUGUCUCUUUCAAUUAUAUUGCUGCGUUUGUUUGCCCUAUUGCAUUGGCAGUUGCAUGAAUACAGCGCAUUACUGUGGCAUGUGUGACCGUUAUUUGGGCACAUAUGUGCGUGAUUAAAACAAGUUUUAAAAAUUGGAGACCUCGGAGAAUUCAUUAAAAUUUUUUCAAUAUUUUUUGUAGCAUAAUUUUUUUAAAAUAAAUUUUGCACUCUUUUUUAUAAUAGUUCAUACACUGUAGACCCAUAUAACAAUGAGCUUUUAAAGUUGUUAAUAUUUUUAAUACGAAAUAAUAAACAUACAUAUUGUUAUUUAUACAUACC